Tauraco erythrolophus (red-crested turaco) is the source of this 1723-nucleotide messenger RNA. The record is from RefSeq and is a predicted model, not a curated record. NCBI's taxonomy places the organism in Eukaryota, Metazoa, Chordata, Aves, Musophagiformes, Musophagidae.
GCUGCAGGGCAAACCUGCCUGGGAGAGAAAUGAUCAUUCAGCGAAGUCCUCUGGCUGCUUUCAGUGAUCCUUUCUCUGCUCCAGUGACACCAGCACAUCUGCAGGGGAGAAACCUGGAGGCUAUCCCCAGAGUGCCUGAGACAUCCAAGAAGAUGAGAGCAACUGCAGAAUGAGAUAAAUGAGGCUGUUGCUUUAUAAUCUUAUGGGGACAAAGACAAGGUGACUCACUGCUCAGAAGGAAACUUUGGAUGAGGUCUCUCGCCUGCCGCCGUCGUGCCCUGCCACCCUGCGUAAUUCUAACACGAAACCAAGGGCCAGCCAAACCACACGUGUCAAAAGCAGACAGACAUGGCCAUGGAGCAAGCUGAAUAUAACCCAAAUGCUACCGUCAGCCUCAACUUUGCUGCAAUCUACAACCUUCACAAUGAGGAUUUAACUGCCUUGCGAAACUUCUCCUCCCCUUCCAAUUUCAAUUACAACGAUUACGACCUGCCACUGGACAGUGAAGACGACAUGACCAAAACCCGCACCUUCUUUGCAGCCAAGAUUGUGAUCGGGGUGGCUCUGGUUGGCAUCAUGCUGGUCUGUGGCAUUGGCAACUUCAUCUUCAUUGCUGCUCUCGCCCGCUACAAGAAGCUGCGAAAUCUCACCAACUUGCUGAUUGCCAAUCUGGCCAUCUCAGACUUCAUUGUGGCCAUCGUGUGCUGCCCCUUUGAGAUGGACUACUAUGUGGUACGGCAGCUGUCCUGGGAGCAUGGCCAUGUCCUCUGUGCCUCAGUUAACUACCUACGGACCGUCUCCAUCUAUGUUUCUACCAAUGCUCUCCUAGCUAUAGCUGUUGACAGGUAUCUGGCCAUUGUUCACCCACUGAAACCACGCAUGAAUUAUCAAACAGCAACCUUCCUGAUUGCCUUGGUCUGGAUCGUCUCCAUACUUGUAGCUAUUCCAUCUGCAUACUUUGCUACUGAAACAGUGUUAUUCAUAGUCAAAAACCAGGAGAAAAUUUUUUGUGGCCAAAUCUGGCCAGUUGAUCAGCAAAUGUACUACAAAUCAUACUUCCUCUUCAUCUUUGGCAUUGAAUUUGUCGCACCUGUGAUUACAAUGACCUUGUGUUACGCCAGGAUCUCUCGGGAGCUUUGGUUUAAAACCGUACCAGGAUUUCAGACAGAACAGAUCAGAAAGAGGCUUCGAUGCAGAAGAAAAACUGUUAUGGUACUCAUGUGCAUCCUGACCGCCUAUGUUCUCUGCUGGGCACCCUUCUAUGGCUUCGCAAUUGUCCGUGACUUUUUCCCCACCAUCUUUGUGAAAGAGAAGCAUUAUCUUACUGCUUUCUACAUAGUUGAAUGCAUUGCUAUGAGUAACAGCAUGAUAAACACCAUGUGUUUUGUAACUGUAAAAAAUAACACCAUGAAGUAUUUCAAGAAGAUCAUGUUGCUCAGAUGGAGAUCAACAUAUAACGGAAGUAAAUCUAGCACAGAUUUAGACCUGAGAACAAGUGCAAUGCCAGUCACAGAGGAGGUCGACUGCAUAAAACUGAAAUAAAUUUUCUGCAGCACUAAUCUUACGUAUUUUGGAGAGAGGGUAAAGAGGAAAUAAUGCCUCCUCAGAAGCUUCUCUCUUGUCUGUGGGAAUACCCACCACUGGUGAGAGCCCUUGAAAAGCAGCCUACUAUGCAUUUCCACCAGAACUCUUUUCAUUGCACUGCUGUAUAAUCCCAUAAUUC